UUCCGGGAAAACAAGGAUCACAAAUCCCAACCCCAGACCCAUUAAUUUAUCGUCCAAAAUCAAACCCAAUUUGAUAUUCUUGCUGGUUUUCCACCACUACACCGUCACUAGUAAUUAUAUUUGUCGAUAAGGUGUUAUCAAGUGGUGUAAAUAUGGCACAUCUCCUGAGUAAAACAGUUCCGGCAUUAACGCGUAUGCUGAACCCUCAAGCAGUAUUACAGGAGUCGAAACGAUUCUUGAAUGUUCACGAAUAUGUAAGUUACACUAUUCUUAAGAACAAUGGGAUCCCAGUUCCCAAAUUCGGAGUGGCGAAAUCGGGUCCUGAAGCGGCAAAAAUCGCGAAAGACCUUGGAACCAAAGAUUUAGUUAUUAAGGCCCAAGUGUUGACCGGGGGAAGAGGAAAGGGACACUUCAAAGGCGGCUUGAAGGGUGGAGUCAAGCUAGUUUAUUCUCCAGAGGAAGCAGGAGACCUUUCUUCACAAAUGAUUGGGGACUACUUGAUUACAAAGCAAACCGGCGAAGCAGGAAGAAUCUGUAACAUGGUCAUGAUUACGGAGAGAAAGUACCCAAGAAAAGAGUACUAUUUCUGCAUCAUGAUGGAAAGAGCGUUUGGGGGCCCAGUCAUAAUCGCAUCGUCUCAGGGAGGAGUUAACAUUGAAGAUGUAGCAGCGGAAAACCCUGACGCCAUUCUCAAAAUACCAAUUGAUGUUGUUGAAGGCUUAAGUGCUGCCAAAGCUCUUGAUGUUGCACAAAAGCUUGGUUUUGGAGAUCGGGCAAAAGAAAUUUCAGAAAUGUUCUUAAAAGUGUACCAACUGUUUGUGAAAUCAGAUGCCCUCAUGGUCGAGUUGAAUCCCUUAGCCGAAGACUCAAAUGGAGAAUUUAUCAGUUUGGAUGCUAAAAUCAGAUUUGACGACAACGCUGACUUUCGACAGAAAGAAAUAUUCUCGUUCAGAGAUUGGGCUCAAGAAGACGAAAAAGAAGUAGAAGCUGCGAAGCAUAAUUUGAAUUAUAUUGCUCUUGAUGGGGAUAUUGGAUGUCUCGUAAAUGGGGCAGGCUUGGCCAUGGCCACGAUGGACAUCAUCAAACUUCAUGGUGGUGCACCUGCCAACUUUCUCGACGUUGGAGGUGGUGCUACCGCUGCCCAAGUGAAAGAAGCCUUCAAAAUUAUUACUGCCGAUCCUAAGGUUCAUGCCAUUAUGGUCAACAUUUUUGGAGGCAUUAUGAGAUGCGAUGUUAUUGCAGAAGGAAUUAUCGCAGCCGCAAAAGAACUUAACCUGAAAACACCCAUUAUUGCCAGACUCCAGGGAACCAACGUAGACGAUGCAAAAGUGCUUAUUGCUAGCUCGGGUCUAAAGAUUUUAGCCUGUGACAACUUGGAUGAGGCCGCACGUCUUGCCGUAAAAUUGUCCGGAAUCGUAAAGUUGGCUCGAUCUGCUAAAGUUGACAUCAACUUUGAGAUACCUAUUUAAAGGAUAUUUUACUCAGUUCCCAUUGGACAAAAUUCAAACUUUAGUCUCAUAAAUGUAUAACAGUAGCGCUAAUGGAAUGUAACACGAAAUAAUUUAUAGUGAGUGUUAUAUUAUGUCCAUAUUAUUUCGCACCCUCUCGUCCAGCCAACUUCUAAUCGUUAUGUAAUAAUAUCAUCAUUUAUGUUGUCCUGUACCUGAACCUUAUUUUGUCCCCAUUGGCUUUAUAAAAUCCGGUUAAAAAAUGUAGUAGACGAAUUAUAUAUCCUCUCAUUGACACAGCCAUGCAACGUUAAUAAAAAUUACUGUCACCUUAA
Folsomia candida is the source of this 1783-nucleotide messenger RNA. RefSeq names its product succinate--CoA ligase [ADP-forming] subunit beta, mitochondrial (gene ScsbetaA). Gene Ontology annotation, cellular component: mitochondrion; succinate-CoA ligase complex. Lineage: Eukaryota; Metazoa; Arthropoda; Collembola; Entomobryomorpha; Isotomidae. Gene Ontology annotation, biological process: succinyl-CoA metabolic process; tricarboxylic acid cycle. The transcript is spliced from 11 exons. Bases 153 to 1469 code for a protein of 438 amino acids. Gene Ontology annotation, molecular function: succinate-CoA ligase (ADP-forming) activity; metal ion binding; ATP binding. The record is from RefSeq and is a predicted model, not a curated record.